AUGAAAAAGAAGUUUAGUUUUUAAUUUGCACUUCCUGGAAUUGAAAAAGCUUAUUAAUAAGAUCGAUUAAUAAAAAAUGUUUGGAUGAGAAAGAUUCUGUCUAUAUUAUUAUUAUAGUUUGCUUUAGUGAGAUUAAUUAAUUCUAUAGUAGAAGGAAAUAGUGAAGUUAUGUAUUGGGAAAUCUGUUUUGCUUGUUACAGUAUAUUUCUUUUGUUUGUUUCUUUUAAAUGCACACCAGAAAAAGUGAAAAGCAUCUUUUCAUUUACAAAUAAUCUCUUAAGCAUUCUAUAAGCUUAUGCAAACUAUUACCAAUAACCUUAAUCCAUUUAUAUUAAUGGAUAAAAUGUUAUGAUAUUCAAUAUGUCAAUGUUUUAUUUUUCAAGCAUUUAAGAAGCUCCAAUUUAAUUAAUUGUUUUUCUUACAUCAAGAAUAUUAAUUUAAGGAUUAUAAAAUGACUUUUUUAUAGUUUAAGAUUUCAUAUAAAUAAUAAUAACAACUCUAUGUAUUUUAUUAUUUAUCUAUUAAAAUGAUUAAAAUUAGAGAGCUCAUUUUUAAUUAUAAUUUUCUGAUAAAUAAUGGGGUAAAUUCAUAAUUUUAAUUAGAAUAAACCUUGCCAGUAAUAAUAUAAAGUCCAUUUUUGAUGUUUACUUUUGAUGAAGAGAGAAUUAAUUUUAAUUUAAAAUUAUAGAAUGAUAUGAAAAAAAUCUUUUGGGAUACUGAAAAAGCACCAUCUGAAAAUUUGAGAUCAUUUUUAAGAUCUUAUAAAAUGGGAAAUGAUAAUCUUGAAUAAUAUAUUUUGAAUAGGAAAAGAAGUUGCAAUGAUUAUCAAUAGAUUUUCUUAUAUAAUUUAAGAAUUUAAAAAUAUGAUUAAGAUAUUGAAUAAAAAAAGACAAUAAUACGAUUAUCAGAUUUUUAUUUAGGAUAAUAAGUAUUUUUAAUAGUAUUUGAUCAACAUGAAUAGAAAAUUCGUUAACUUUCAAAACUUAAAGAUGCUUUAAUCUAAGGAAUAAAUCAGCAUUAAAAUUUAACCCUUAAUUUCUUAAGGAAAUAAUUAGUUUUAAUGUAGAAUGCAUUAAUUUAAAAAAAUACAACUGAACAUAUAUAUAAGUUAAAAAUUCAUUGUAUGUAUUUUAUUGGUAAGUAUACACAAUGCAAUAGUUUUUAAGAUAUUGAAGAGAAGCUUUAAUAAAUUAAUUUUACUGAAAUGAUAAAAGAUUUGAUACACAUUUAUAAUAUGGCUUAUAAGAAUAUUCAAAUUGAAUUUUCAAGUAAUAGUUUUGUGGAUAUUUAUGCUUUUAGUAAUGAAUAAUUACUGAAAAUAUUUAUGAUCAUUUUAUUUUAAACAUUUGUUCGAUUAAAUAAAAAUGGUAGAACAAUAUUUGUUCAUUUGACUGAUUCAAAAAGCAAUUCUGAAUUUUAAUUAAUAAAAAUUGGUAUAAUAUUUGAUAAAACAUAAGAAUUCAAGUAAAAAUUAAUAAAUAAUUAAUUAUUUUAUAAAAUUUAAGUUAGAUUAAGUCCUAAAGUUGAUAUAAUAACAUCAGAGAAUUGUAAAUAUUAAUAAUAAUUAUGAAAUAGGUUGUUAAUUCUUAAUAUAUAAGAAUCUCGAGAAAUUAAAUGAAAUAAGAGUACUUGAAGAAGAAAUUGAAUGA
This is a messenger RNA of Paramecium sonneborni, 1649 nucleotides long. The record is from the annotation of a GenBank genome assembly. NCBI's taxonomy places the organism in Eukaryota, Ciliophora, Oligohymenophorea, Peniculida, Parameciidae.